AUGGAAACAUCGAAGAAAACAAGUAUGAUCAAGCGUCGAUGGAAUCCUAAAGAGGAUGAACUAUUGCAGAUGCUAGUUAAGGAACAUGGAGCAGAGAACUGGUCUCUUAUUGGCCAAUUGAUUUCAGGUCGAUCUGGAAAAUCAUGUAGGUUCCGCUGGUGUAAUCAGCUUAAUCCUCAGGUGGAGCAUCAACCCUUUACUCCUGAAGAAGAUAAUACUAUUAUCAGAGCUCAAGCCAAAUUAGAUAAUGCGAUAAAAAAUCAUUGGAAUUCCACCCUUAAACGGAAGCGCGCUUCGACGUCAGAAGAUUUGAUAUUGGAAAAUCCUCAACCUCUGUUGAAGAAAUCAUUGAGUAUCAGGGAGGGUAAAAAUUCAGGUAUUCCAUAUAGAUCUGCUCAGAGCAAUUUAGGUUUUCAUAGGUUCCCUCAGUUGUGUGUGUAUCCGCACAUUGCCGCUAUGGGUCAAAUUUCACCUCUUUCAACAUUUUCACCUGUAAUACCCGAUCCAUUAGUAUUUCUGAAUACACCCAGAUCUGAUUUAGGAAAUUUGGGUUUAUCUAGGUGCCCUCAGUUGAGUCUUUAUCCGCCUGCUCCACUAGGUGAAAUUUUGCCUCUUUUAUCAGUUUCACCAGUAAUGCCUGAACCAUCAACAUCUCUGAGUCUAUGUGUAUCUAAUAUGAACAAUUUGGGUUUAUCUAGGUUACCUCAAUUGAUUCUUUAUCCGCCCAGUGCCCCACUAGGUGAAAUUUUGACUCUUUCAUCAUCUGCACCAGUAAUCCCCGAUCCAUCAACAGAUCUGAGUCUCUCUUUACCUGGAGUUAGAUCUACCAAGUAUUUGAAUCCAGAGAAUCGAAUCGAGUAA
Molecule: messenger RNA, 861 nt
Organism: Solanum tuberosum (potato)
Lineage: Eukaryota; Viridiplantae; Streptophyta; Magnoliopsida; Solanales; Solanaceae
Product: transcriptional activator Myb-like
Exons: 2
Coding region: 1-861 (286 amino acids)
Biological process (GO): regulation of DNA-templated transcription
Cellular component (GO): nucleus
Molecular function (GO): RNA polymerase II cis-regulatory region sequence-specific DNA binding; DNA-binding transcription factor activity, RNA polymerase II-specific
Source: RefSeq, a predicted model, not a curated record